AAAAAAAGGGAAUAAUAGAUCGAUAUGGCUGCCUCUGACACAAUGCAAAUUUAAAAACGUAAAUAAAAACAAACCUUGUGACAAAAGCUCCUCCCAUAAUUAAAAAAUAAUUUGUUUCAAAAACUUGUGUUAUCUGGGCCUAUGAAUGCAUAAAAAAUAAUGCAGUGUCUACCACAAUGAGCGAGAACAAUCCCGGACGUGGUAACAUCAACGGUAACGGAUCCAGUUUCAAGCGACCCCGAUUGUUGUCGUUCCAAGGACCUUCGUCCGAAUCGGUCGCUCUGAAUCACGGUGGUCGCCCUCCGAUGGCAGCUGGGCCUUCGUCAAGUUCGCUGGAAGAAAUUAACGUGCGUCAGCCUGCGCUAGUGGAUAUGCGACCGGGAAUGGCAGCCGAUUUGGCUAGCUGGCAGGAGGCCCAGAUCACGGCUUGCAUAGAGGACAACACGAUCAACAUGGUUCUGGAGCAGUAUUUGAACUUUUUCGAAACGCGCCACUACGGCGUAGAUGUGCCCGGGGUGGUUCCUGAUCCGGUGGAUGAGGCCGAGAUGGAACAGGAACCGGAAGUGGAAUUGUUGGAAGAUCGUGCAAUAAUGGCCGCCAUCAGUGAACGGGGUCUGCAGCCCGCACAAUCCAGUGAUAUCGAAGAUGCGCUGGAGGAACAAGGAGAUGGUACCAGUAUGGCUGCCGCUGGGGUCGAGCGUAGGGUGAAUUCGGACCACCAGCAGGGUAUGGAUCUGCUGGAGACAGCUGUUGUGGUGGCGAUACAGGAAAAAGGGCUGGUAACCAGUGCUGGUGGCAACCAGCUCGGGCACAUGGACGAAGAAGAUGGGAGCUAGUGGAAUCGCUCGGAGAUGUAACUGCUGAUCAUAUUUUGUAAGUUUCACAAAACUAAUACAGAUGUAGGGUCCGCUUUUCAGGCGGACAGUCAUGAAUUACUGAUAUCGUUUGAGGAACUAACUUUGUGCGUAGGGACAUUUGUUUUGCGAACGAUUAACUUGCAUAUGAUAUCUAUAAUAUAAACACUUUAGAGAUAGGAAAAAUAAAUGUCGUACUGUAAUAAGA
Molecule: messenger RNA, 1062 nt
Organism: Armigeres subalbatus
Lineage: Eukaryota; Metazoa; Arthropoda; Insecta; Diptera; Culicidae
Exons: 1
Coding region: 177-836 (219 amino acids)
Source: RefSeq, a predicted model, not a curated record